AUGCCUAGGGUAUAUAAAACAAAAGAAGGUGCAAGAAAAAGAAUACCAAUCGAUAAGGAAAUCUUGGAGUUGGCUGUUAAUGAUGUUAUAGGGGGUAAGAGUAUUCGUGGUACUGCCAAAGGUUACGGGAUAGCAGUUAAGACACUGAAAAGAUAUGUCAGAAAGAAAAAAAAUGCUACGACUGAAAAUAUUGAUUACACGCCAACCUAUCGCCAGUCACAAAUUUUUUCGUCAACUGAAGAGACAGAACUUGUUAGUUAUUUAAUAAUGGCCAGUAAAUUGUACCAUGGAUUAACUCCUAAGAAGUUAGACCUUGCAUUUCAAUAUGCUUCUGAAAAUAAUAAAAAAAUACCACCAAAAUGGGUUGAACAGGAAACAGCUACUUACGAUUGGUUCUACGGUUUUAUGAAUCGUCACAAAGAGUUGUCAUUGCGUGUACCCGAAGCCACUAGUUUGUCUCGCGCCACAGCUUUUAACGGACACAAUGUUGGAACUUUCUUUGAGAAUUUGAAAAGCUUAUUACAGAGAUUUAAUUUUGGGCCGGACCAAAUCUGGAAUGUAGACGAAACUGGAAUCACUACAGUUCAUAAGCCAAAAAAAAUUGUAGCAUGUAGAGGUCUUAAACAAGUGUCUAAGGUCACAUCUGGAGAACGUGGGCAGCUUGUUACUGUAUGUGGAGCUAUAAAUGCUUUAGGUAACCACCUUCCACCAUUUAUUAUAUUCCCACGUAAAAGUUGGCAGCAACGAAUGAUAGAUGGUGGCCCACCGGGUACUGAAGGAGCUCCACAUCCGAGUGGAUGGAUGACUGGACCAAAUUUCCUACUUUUCCUAAAAAAUUUUCAUAAGCAUAUAAGAUGCACCAAGGACAGCCCUUGUCUUAUUAUAUUUGACAACCAUGAGUCACACAUUACCAUUGACUCUAUAAACUACUGCAAAGAUAAUGGUAUCCAUCUUUUAACUAUACCACCACAUACCUCUCAAAAAUUACAACCUUUGGAUCGAAUAGUAUUUGGAGCGAUGAAGUCAUACUACAAUACUGCAUGCGAUAAUUGGAUGGUUAGUCAUCCAGGGCGGCCGUUAACCAUAUAUGAUUUGGCUGGAUGUCUAGGCAGUGCUUACCCAAAUGCAAUGACUCCUAGAAAUAUUCAGAAAAGUUUCUCAGUUACUGGAAUUUUUUCAUUUAACCCUGAUAUAUUCACAGAUGACGAAUAUUUAAGCUCCUACGUUACUGACAGAAAAAACGUGCAAACUGAAACAGACAAUGUUAUAACCUCACCAUCUGUGUCACCGUCUAUUUUAUCAAGCAGCUUCCCCUGCCCUUAUGCUUAA
Pieris macdunnoughi is the source of this 1329-nucleotide messenger RNA. The record is from the annotation of a GenBank genome assembly. Lineage: Eukaryota; Metazoa; Arthropoda; Insecta; Lepidoptera; Pieridae.